Molecule: messenger RNA, 3093 nt
Organism: Brenthis ino (lesser marbled fritillary)
Lineage: Eukaryota; Metazoa; Arthropoda; Insecta; Lepidoptera; Nymphalidae
Source: the annotation of a GenBank genome assembly
AUGGCAUGGCGUGAGAUGGCGCGGGUCGCGCUCGCGCUUGCCGCGCUGUUCGCGGCCGCCUCGUCGCGCGCGCCUACUAAGGACCCUGUACUAUUUGAAGCAGCUUUUCAAGGCAGGUGCGGUGAGGCCAGUCCUUGUGAGCAGCUGUGCAGGGAGCUCCACGAUGGCACCUACGAGUGCGGCUGCGGGCCCGGAUAUGUACUGCAUGUGGAUGGAUAUGGUUGUUUAGAACUUAACGCAACAAAAUCAACGGAGAGUUCUUCGGACAAGCAAGAAGAUGUACUCUACCAGAAAGACGUAUCUUUCUCAGCUGAACUAGAAAUAGCACCGUCCAGUAGACUUAGUAAAUCUAAUGUAAGCGAAAAAUUUAUCGAUGAAAGCAAACGAAAACCACCAACACUCCCAACACCUGUAGAUAACGUUAACUUUAAUAGUUACGUAAAUUACAACUACACGUUUACGGGAGAAAGAUCUAAGGAAUUGGAUGGGUUGAAAAGUCUUAUAGAGGAUGGAGUUAGUAAAAUUGAUUUGAAUAUAAUCGCUGAUGAUAAGGAGAAAGAUGUGUUGAUAGAAACAAGUAAUGUCAAGGUCACGACACUUGGACCUAGUUUAGAACAAAAAGUCCCAGAGGGAACGUCUUCGCCGGCAAGAACGACGGCGGUGGAGAGUUGCAGCUGUGACUCGUGUAGCGAUGCUAGGUGUACUUGCGCUACCACUAAAUGCAAACCAAAUACGAAAAUAUCAACCCCACGAUUUUCCGGGACGUCCUGGCUGGCUUUGCACGCACUACGAGGCGCGUACAAACGCGUACGUUUACGACUGCGCGUUCGCCCGGAGAGGGCUCGAGGCGUGCUGCUGUUGACUGGGGAACAUGACGACCUGUCUGGCGACUACCUCGCUCUUAUUCUGCGGAAUGGACAUGUGGAAUUAAGAUUUGAUUGUGGGAGCGGUGCAGGUGUCCUCCGAUCUCCGGAGCCGAUACAUCUCGGCAGAUGGAACACCAUCUCGGUGUACCGUCACCGUUGGGACGCCUGGCUGAAACUUAAUAAUGGCAAACGAGUUCGAGGAAGAUCUAAGGGUUUGUUCUCCCGUAUGACCUUCAGAGAGCCUGUAUGGGUUGGUGGGGCCGGCAACACUACUGGACUACAAAGCAAGCUUGGACUUUCAGAGGGACUGUUGGGCUGUGUCGACUUCUUGAGAAUUAAUGGCGAUACGUAUCGCUUAGUUAAAGAUGCUGUAUCUACACUGGAUAUUGCUGAGUGCGCUCCGACACUCGCAUCAUGGAGGCCCAGCAGUGAAGUCACCAGUGAACCAAUCCCACAAAAAUCUAACGACAUUACCCAUAUUAUAUACGACAUAAAUGAUAUAGUACAUUUUGAAGACAACGACAUUGUUAUGAGAGAUUCAAAAGAUAAUAACAAAUUAGAUAAUUCGAUCCAAUUCAAAUAUAACGAUGUAAAGGCUCAGUUUGUUAAAAAUAAGCAUUUCAAAGAUGAUGUCAAAAGUGAAAGGUUUAUAAAUGAUCUCGAUAAUGAUCUCAAAGGGGACGAUUUGAAGAAUGACGACUGUGAAUGCCAGCACGGGGGAGGGUGUGUCUCUCACGUGUGCCUGUGUCCUUUGGGGUACGCCGGAGAAAGAUGCGAAAUUACUUUGGAUUUGAAGGUACCGAAAUUUAACGGCUCUUCGUAUCUGCGACUGCCAGGAUUAGGUAAUACAGCCCAAUCUUGGCUCGAUAUACAGAUUACUCUUAAACCAACCAACGGCGACGGUCUAUUGCUGUACGAUGCGGAACAUCCGAGUGGUGAUGGAGACUUCUUCUCAUUGCAUUUGCGAGAUUACUUCGUGGAGUUUGCCUUUGACCUAGGAUCUGGUAUCGCUCUUGUGAGAUCAGCUUACCCUCUAGAACAGAACAAAUGGCAUCGUAUAUCAGUAAGUCGGUCUGGUCGCCGAGCCUCACUCCGUGUUAGAUCUCGCGACACGGACACGGAUACGACGAGAUCGGUCACGUCCCGCGGGGUAGCGAGACAUCUGACACUACGACAGCCUAUGAUGUUAGGGGGUGCCCCGCAUCCGUUACCGCAGAGACUAGCGUUAAGUACAUCGUUUAGUGGAUGUGUUGGAAAGCUCGUAAUAAACGACGAAGAACUAUCAGUAGUUUCGUCGGCACUUGGCGGCGUCAAUGUAGACAAUUGUGACGAGCCACACAACGAUACUUGCCAUGACGCUAUAUGCAAAGAAAUUUUAGAACCAAUGCCAUUUUACCCCCAAAAUCUAACAAACGACGACAUCCAUCACACAAUAGUAGCAAAAAAGGGGUUCAAACUAAAAUAUCAUAAAGUGAAAUUGAAAAAACACUCCCAACGCUACCAUUUGGAGAAAUAUAAAAAGAAAAAGUACCUAUCAACAAAAAAUCAUCUAGUUAUGCAAAAUGAUGUUGAAAAAAAGAAUGACGUAAUGACUGAAGGACCUAUUUAUGAUGGACAGACGUACAUGCAAGUAAAAUAUCUGGAUACAAACGAAAUAAACUGGGGCGAUACUAAUACGUAUCCCAGUUUUAGUGGGACGGACAGUUUUAUUCAUAUAGAUGAUGAAGAAACUAUAAAAAGGUUACUAAGUUACACACUAGAUAUAAACAUCCGGUUCCGUUCGGUGUCCGCCAACGGCCUGCUAGUGUGGAGCGGGCGCGUGUCGCCGCCCGGAGACUUCUUGUCUCUGGCCGUUGAAAACUCUGUGCUUGUUUUCAGAUAUGAUUUAGGAAGCGGGGAAGUAGUGAUCAUAGCGAACCACACUAAACUAGACGAUGGGCUGUGGCAUAGAGCGAGAGCAACGAGAAACAGACAAGCUGGAGUAUUAGAAGUGGACGGUUUGGGUUCCGUCGGCAAAAUAUCACCGGGAAAAUUGAAACAGUUGAAUACGCAAAAUGGCCUUUACAUAGGCGGUCUACCAUCAAUAGAAAUGAACACAAUGGGUAAAUAUAAAAGCGGUUUAAUUGGAUGUGUCUCACAAAUAUCACUUAGCGGAGAUUUUGAUAUUCCCCUCUCCUUGUCGAAGUUGCCACACACAAUAACUAAUAAUGUUGGACGAUGCACACCA